AUGAGCCUAGUAGGUGAACUGUCCUGCUUUCUGGGGUUACAAAUCAAACAGAGAAGUGAGGGAAUGUUUAUAUCACUGGAGAAGUAUGCCAAGAACUUAGUCAAGAAGUUUGGUGUAGAUCAGUCACAACACAAAAGGACUCUUGCUGCGACUCAUGCUAAAAUUACGAAGGAUAUGGUAGGUACUGAAGUCGAUCACAAAUUGUACAAAAGCAUGAUUGAGAGUCUUUUAUAUUUGACAGCAAGUAGACCUGAUAUUGCCUAUGUCGUGGGAAUAUGUGCUCUGUAUCAGUCAGAUCCUCGUACCUCUCAUUUAAGUGUAGUUAAACAAAUAAUUAAGUAUGUUCAUGGAACAACUGACUUCGGGAUUCUGUACUCUUACGAUACAUCCUCUGAACUAGUGGGAUAUUGUGAUGCCGACUGA
Molecule: messenger RNA, 423 nt
Organism: Cucumis melo (muskmelon)
Lineage: Eukaryota; Viridiplantae; Streptophyta; Magnoliopsida; Cucurbitales; Cucurbitaceae
Exons: 1
Coding region: 1-423 (140 amino acids)
Source: RefSeq, a predicted model, not a curated record